AUGAGAGUGGUUUUGCUGGCCCUCAGACUCAUGUGCAUGGCUGGACUGUGGCCUGUGACGCAGCUCAACACUGGCCACUUCAAGAGGAGGCACAAGGAGCACUACCUGGGAGACACCGUCAAGCAGAAGCAUGCUGGACGAGUGGAUCCUAAGAUGAAAAAACUCGACAGCACCAAGUCAAUGCUAAUUAAGUCUGAGCAGCUGCUUCGAAUAGAGGAUCAUGACUUUGCAAUGCGACCAGGAUUUGGAGGUGGAGCCCUCCCUGUGGGCAUAGACGUUCAGGUAGAGAGUAUUGACAGCAUAUCUGAAGUCAACAUGGACUUCACCAUGACGUUAUACCUGAGGCAUUACUGGCAGGACAUCCGCCUGGCCUUCCCCUCCAGCAGCAACAAGAGUCGGACUUUUGAUGCACGGCUUGUGAAGAAGAUCUGGGUUCCUGAUGUGUUCUUUGUCCACUCCAAACGCUCCUUCAUCCAUGACACCACCAUGGAGAACAUCAUGCUGAGGGUGUAUCCAGAUGGCCACAUCCUCUACAGUGUCAGGAUCACAGUGACUGCUUUGUGUUCAAUGGACUUCAGUAGUUUCCCACUGGACACACAGAACUGCUCACUGGAGCUGGAAAGCUAUGCUUACAAUGAGAACGACCUCAUGCUCUACUGGAAGAAUGGGAAUGACUCCUUGAGGACGGAUGAGAUGGUGCUGUCACAGUUUUUCAUAGAAGAUUUCCAGCCUUCCUUCGGGCUCGCCUUUUACAGCAGCACUGGGUGGUACAAUCGGCUCUAUAUAAACUUUAUUCUGAGGAGGCACAUUUUCUUCUUCAUGCUACAAACGUAUUUUCCCACAAUGCUCAUGGUCAUGCUAUCCUGGGUGUCCUUUUGGAUUGACCGGAGGGCUGUACCGGCACGAGUCUCUCUAGGCAUCACCACAGUCCUGACCAUGUCCACCAUCAUUACUGGUGUGUCCGCCUCCAUGCCACAGGUGUCUUAUGUCAAAGCUGUGGACAUUUAUCUUUGGGCCAGCUUCCUGUUUGUAUUCCUGUCUGUCAUCGAGUAUGCAGCAGUCAACUACUUCACAACAGUGGAAGAGAUGAAGAAACUUAAACGAGCAAAGGUGCCUGCUUCUUUCAACAACACACAGGCCAUGGCUUUUGAUGGCUGUUUCCAUGACAAUGACAUAGACUUGACCUCUUUCCCAGAGAGUAGCCCAAACACAGAGAGGAACACUCGGGCACGUAACUCCACUGUCUCCACCCCUACAGAGGGCACAAGGCUCCGCUGUAAACCACCUUUAAAACGCCACCUCAGCUUCAUCAUGAGCAACAGCUACAUGAUCGACUCCUAUUCCAGAGUCAUCUUCCCCCUCACUUACCUCCUUUUCAACAUCAUUUACUGGAGCUUGUACUCAUAG
Molecule: messenger RNA, 1407 nt
Organism: Boleophthalmus pectinirostris (great blue-spotted mudskipper)
Lineage: Eukaryota; Metazoa; Chordata; Actinopteri; Gobiiformes; Gobiidae
Gene: gabrr3a
Product: gamma-aminobutyric acid type A receptor subunit rho3a
Exons: 9
Coding region: 1-1407 (468 amino acids)
Biological process (GO): nervous system process; signal transduction; regulation of membrane potential
Cellular component (GO): membrane; synapse; neuron projection
Molecular function (GO): extracellular ligand-gated monoatomic ion channel activity; neurotransmitter receptor activity; GABA-A receptor activity
Source: RefSeq, a predicted model, not a curated record